Molecule: messenger RNA, 5757 nt
Organism: Episyrphus balteatus (marmalade hoverfly)
Lineage: Eukaryota; Metazoa; Arthropoda; Insecta; Diptera; Syrphidae
Gene: ci
Product: transcriptional activator cubitus interruptus
Exons: 6
Coding region: 1682-5680 (1332 amino acids)
Biological process (GO): regulation of transcription by RNA polymerase II
Cellular component (GO): nucleus
Molecular function (GO): RNA polymerase II cis-regulatory region sequence-specific DNA binding; DNA-binding transcription factor activity, RNA polymerase II-specific
Source: RefSeq, a predicted model, not a curated record
CAUGUACACUCUCAAAACAGACUACAGACAGACACACAACUAUGCAACAACGAAGACAAGAAACUACGUAGACGAAACGAAACGCAACAACACGGCCAAGACGAUAUGAUGCCGAUGUGAUAUCAGUGAUCACGUUCUCAAAAUAAGAACAACAGUAGCCGAAGAAAAAUAAAAACCCUUUGGACAAUAAGGCAACAACAAAACAAAACAAAACAAAACACAAAUACAAUAACCUCUACGAACGAUCAACGAAUCGAUCUCCUCUCAGUCUUUACCUUCUCGUUCUCAUUUUCAUCCUCACUAUCACACCUUCACAAUUUACAACACCGUGAAAAACUGUGAAUGGAUCUGUGCAUCUGUAUCUGUGUUGUACUCUUUGUAUCUAUACACACUCUGGGAUUCAAAACCUACCUAUCUGCAAGAGUCCAAGAGGUAUCAAGCAAACUAGCAACUCAGAUGAAGAUGAUGUUGGUGGUAGUGGUAGUGGUAGUGAUGACAUAGUAAUGGUGGUUUUGAUCAUGAUAGAGGAUGGUGGACUGAUGGUGGCGGUGGCCGGCGGUAGUGCUUAUAGAGUUCUGCAACAGCAACACACGAUAUACAAAUUUAGGACCUGAACAUGUGUUUUGUUUUUUUUUUUUUUGUUUUCUUUUGUUUUUUUCUUAGGAGAGCCAAUAUUCUCUAUAUAUGUGAGAGUAUUAGUGAUCAAACCAAAAACCAUUGCUGAACUGAAACCCCAGAAAGAGAGUGUUGGAAAUAAGUGUCGCUAGUGACUGCUGCUCUGACUGGUGAGACCGCUGUUUUAGCCCCGUUUUUGGAGUCUGUGUUAGUAUUGCACCGAAGUCGAACCUGUUAAGGGAUACCUUCCUAUUAUAUCUCUAUCUGUCUGUGUUUUGUUCAAAACAUUUUGUAUUUUCUUGCUUUUUGUUGCUCAGCUUAAGAGGACAGUCAACACCAACGAUCCUUUUAUUUUUAUGUAGGCCGACAAAAAUAAUGUUUUGCGUUUAUUCUUAUCUUUUCGAAACGAAAUAAUAAUUAAAAAUUUUAUACUAUAUUGGCUCUUAUCUCAAUUAAACUUAAAACAUUAAAAACAAAAUAACAAAUAACCCAAAAACGUCCAAAUCUCCUAAAAGUUUCAAAACGCCCAUUGUUUUUGUAUUUUGAAUUUGAUAUUGUUAAGUGAUAAGAAAAAAUAUGUUUACAAAAAAAAUAAUCGCUAUGUCAAUAUUCUUCGGUAGUGUUUUUUAAAAUCCCAACCCGGGCUAUCUAUUUCGACUCUUUUCUAUGCUGUCAAAAAUGUUAAACAACAACAAAUAAAAAAAAAAAUAUAGUAUAAUUCCCCAACAAAUCAGUUCAAAAAAAUCGGUUCAAAACGGAUAUUAUUAUUGUGAGUGUUGAAAAGUUUCAUUCGAAAAUCCAUACAUAAUAUUUGCCGUCGGUAAAAAGUAAACGACAAAUGCAUAUAAAUCAUCUGGAUUAGUGUGAUGAAGUGUGAUUAAGUGAUAUUAUUAUAUGUACAUAAAGGAUUACACAAAUCAACAACAACCCAUCACUUGAAAUUGGAUUUCCAAAAUAUUGAAAUACCUACAAGAAAUUAUGAUUACAAAAAAAACAAACAUCUUUAAAUUACUUAAUAUAAAAAACUGAUCUACUGAAUUUUAUUAUAACCUCUGUGCUUAUAAGGAUGGAUGCAUAUACUUUACCAACGUAUUUUCCAUUGGCUUAUUCCGAAUUACAAUAUUUGGCCUCUAGACGUGCAGCAGCUGUAGCAGCAGCUACCACAGCUUUACCUCCUCCACCACCUCCACAGUCAACGUCGGCAGGUGCUGGACAAACUGGACUUUCCCAACCACCACAGCCACAUGACUUCCAUCCAGCUUACAGGAUCCCAGGUUAUAUGGAUCACCUGUAUUCUCUGCAAAGAGCAAGUCCAACACCAUCGUUCCAUGAUAAUUAUCUUCCUAAUUUUGCGCCAUCAUUCCAUUUAACAGGGCUCGGUUUGAACUCAGAUUACUUGGGGUCACGUGGUCCUUUAGGUGAUAUUCAUCCAACCAGUUCGCUGGCUAGUUCAGACUUUCAUUUUAGCAUAGAUGGCUCUAGACACAAUAGCCCUCGACCAGGGAGUAUCCGGGCAAGUAUCAGUCGAAAGAGAGCUCUAUCAUCUUCGCCAUAUUCGGAUUCGUUCGAUAUUAAUUCGAUGAUACGAUUCUCACCCAAUUCGCUGGCGACCAUUGUAAAUGGAUCAAGAAACAGUAGCACCAGUGGAUCGUAUGGUCAUUUGUCAGCAGGAGGUAUAAGUCCUAGUUUGGGAAUACACACCAGUAUGGCACCACACUUACAACAGUUACAAGCACAUCUUCUUCGAGCUGGAGCCGGACUCCUUCACCCGAUCCCUUCGCACCAUACAUCCGGCAGCACUGGAAUGUUUUCUCUUGCCCAUCAUUCCUUGCAGGGAACCGGAAAUACACUUUCAAAGUCCAUUCACUUUGAGGAUAUGUGUUCAAAGAAUCUGGAACAGCCAUCAUCAACAUCCGGGGGAGUUGUACAAGUCGAAGCUGAUAGCGCCUCAAAUGCGUUGGCAGCUUCAGCAGCAUCAAGGCGAUAUCGUUGCAAGCGUGAAUCAAUCCUCACCUCACAUCACAACGAAAACGAUGCUCCGAUUGUUGACACAACAGACAUUAAGGAUGAGCCAGGAGAUUUUAUUGAGACCAAUUGCCAUUGGCGUGAUUGUGGCAUUGAAUUUUCCACUCGCGAAGAGCUCGUCAAGCACAUAAACAAUGACCACAUUCAGGUUAACAAAAAGUCCUUCGUAUGCCGUUGGGAAGAUUGUUCUCGAGAUGAGAAACCAUUCAAGGCUCAGUACAUGCUUGUAGUGCAUAUGCGUCGGCAUACAGGCGAGAAACCACAUAAAUGCACGUUUGAAGGAUGCUGCAAAGCAUAUUCACGUUUGGAAAAUCUCAAAACUCAUCUUCGGUCACAUACUGGAGAGAAACCAUAUACCUGUGAGUAUCCUGGGUGCAGUAAAGCCUUCAGCAAUGCUUCAGAUCGUGCCAAACAUCAAAAUCGAACGCACAGCAAUGAGAAACCAUAUAUUUGCAAAGCCCCAGGCUGUACAAAAAGAUACACGGAUCCGAGUUCUUUGAGAAAGCAUGUCAAAACAGUGCAUGGUGCUGAAUUCUAUGCUAACAAAAAACACAAAGGUUCCUCGAGUGAAGGUGGCAAUGAUGAUGGAUCAAGAAUUGGCACGAGCCACCAUCAAAUUGAUUCAAGUCCGCAUAGUGAUGACAUGCAUUCAGGAAAAACAGCAAGCCUCUCUAGUCCGAGCAUCAAGUCCGAAUCAGAAACAAAUUCACCAGGACAUCCGCCCAUCAACAGCCCCAUGAGUGUAUCCCACCAUGUGCUCAAGGGCAAUGCCGACGAAUAUGAAUGUAUGACAUCCAACACACCUGUCAGUGGUGAUAUAAUGGAGAUGGAAGAUCACCAUAAUUGGCCAUAUGAAGAGGAGGACUUUGAGGUAGCCGAAUUGCCACUUGUUCUACGGGCCAUGGUUGGUAUUGGCGGUGGAGCUGGUGGCGGUAGCGGAGGUGGAGGUAUAUCGACGGUCAGUCCACGUCAUCGUUUCCGAAGCCGACUUCAGUCGAAAGGAAUGAACCCAACCCUAUCCAACAUACCAGAAUUUAAUCGUUGCAGUAUUGGUAUUGGAGAACUGAACCAGAGAAUUACGGACUUAAAAAUGGAACCUGGAACACCAACCAGUACUAUUAUUCCGAAACUCCCACCGCCUCAAAAUCCCAACAUGACUGAAUUGCAAACUCGACUGCAGAACUCCCAGUACUUACCGAAUCCAUUACGUCGAGAUAGUAGCAAUUCGAAUGCGAGCACAUACUACUGCAGCAUGCGUUCCAUCGAUGCUAGUCGACGUAGCAGCCAAAUAUCUCAGCUGUCAUCUAUAUCAACUAUGCGUCCAUCCUAUAAUACCGGGUCAUUCUAUGAUCCAAUAUCGCCGGGAUGUUCCCGUCGUUCUAGUCAAACGUCAGUAGCGCAAACAAAUGGUCAUAGCCUCCCACCGCAACCAUCGUCCCAUUUGAUUUCAUCGCACUUGCAACGCUUGCAAAGCAGCAAUAGUUUUUGUAAUUUUCCAAGCCCCAACGAUCAUCAUGGUCGUUUUUCUAUACCAAAUCUUCCCACGCAAAAUUUCAACAACAUCGAUUCGGCACAAAACUCAAUGGACCGCCGAAGACAAUCUGAACCAACAAUAAACAAGAGCACCGACCGAAUGAUAAUCUCGCCAUCGCAUUCGCUCAUUAUGAAAUCUAUAACGCAGAAAAAUAGUGCCAAAUCCAAGCAGCAGUCUGGCUCAUCGAGAGAUCACCAUCCCAAUGAAGAGGUUAACCUGGACGAAGUCGAAGAAGAUGAAAUGGUUGAAAAUAAGCUCGUCAUACCCGAUGAAAUGCUGCAGUAUUUGAAUCAAGUGGCUGACAAACCUGGCGAUCCAGUCUUUUCACCCAAUCCAGAGCAAAGACAUCGAACGAGCACUCCAUCUAUGUUAACUCAGCCGCAAGAUCCACAACCUAGCAAUGUUGUAAACUGGCCUCCAAAUUCAGCAACCACACCACAAUCCACAGAACCCAUACUGCCGCAACGUUCAUCCACACUGCAUCCACGCAGUUCAUCAAAUUUCCUUGCUUCACAUUCAAGACCCCAUUCACACGAAGCUGCCCCCACAAGUGCCCUCACAAGACCUCAAAUGCAACAACAAGAACCGCCCGCCAUGCUUCGUAUGUACAACAAUCCAGCAGCUUUGGACUGUGGAUCGCAGGCGUAUUGCACCCACUACCAACAGCACCAAGAACCACAACACGUAUGCCAGCCAGGUAGCCAUCAACACAUUUGCAGCCAUCAACAGUUCGCUCGAGCAAACGUUUCACAUUGUAGCCAACAACAACAAGGGCAAUACCCACCACCACCACCGAUGCAACAUCUCCCUUGUAACCAUGUCCCUGGCUACUUCCACAACACAGAUAAUAGUGCUUCCCGCUGCUGUUCCGCUCAUAUCAACAGUCGCCUUACGGACAUGCCAUCUGGCAUAAAUCCAAAUAACUGUUGCGAUUCUUCGAUGAAGAGCCUAUCAUCAGACACAAAGGCUACUAAAUGCAGCUACUUCCACGAAUCACAACACAAGCACCCAGCUGCGGCAGCCGCCAUAUCGCACCAUAAUCGAAUAUAUGGACAUCACUACCCGGUGCCACCGCCAUCGUUACCAUUGGCCUUGCCACAGCCCAAGGAAAUACAAUGCGGUGACAUUAGCCAGUCCCAAAUGUCACCAGCGAUUGCCCCCUCAAUUCCGCCACCACAUUCCGAUGUCAACAUUGUAAAUCCUGCUGUUGGCAACCCUGCUGCAACAACGCCAGCCAGUAUGCCCACUAUCAAAGCAUCAACAUCAGUGCAUGAACCUUCAACUUUCGCUCAACAGCCACCAAUUGAGGCCAGUAACAAUGGAAUGCGGCAAGAAACUUACCAGCGUACUCUUGAAUAUGUACAAAACUGCCAGAACUGGCUUGAGAACACCACUCAAAUUGUUACCAGUUCAACACAUCCAAGUUCAAAUAUGAUCAUCAACGAUAUGACAACAUCGUUAAGUUCUCUUUUAGAAGAGAAUCGUUUUCUUCAAAUGAUUCAGUGAUUUUCUUUUUUUUUUUAUUAAAUUGUCAAUGCAAACAAACUUACCCUUACUCGAAUCUAUUCUUUCAGCAAUAGUUU